Protomyces lactucae-debilis is the source of this 915-nucleotide messenger RNA. RefSeq names its product kinesin motor domain-containing protein. The record is from RefSeq and is a predicted model, not a curated record. The annotation marks the transcript as partial. The transcript has a single exon. NCBI's taxonomy places the organism in Eukaryota, Fungi, Ascomycota, Taphrinomycetes, Taphrinales, Protomycetaceae. Gene Ontology annotation, biological process: microtubule-based movement. Gene Ontology annotation, molecular function: microtubule motor activity; ATP binding; microtubule binding.
AUCUACGAUGCUUGUGUCAAGCGGUUGGUGGCUGGAGUACUGGAAGGUUACCACGGGACUGUGUUUGCUUAUGGUAUGACUGGUACGGGCAAGACAUACUCUAUGCAAGGUGUCUCUGAUUCGCCUGGUAUCAUCCCGCAAGCUGUGACCGAUAUUUUCCAGCAAAUUGAAGCCGACACCGCAAGCCGGUAUAUCAUUCGCGUGUCCUACCUCGAGAUCUACAACGAGCGCAUCAAGGAUCUACUCAAUGCAGAUGCAAGCGACGCAGAAGAAAUCAAGAUCAGGGAUGACCCGAAACGGGGCAUUCACGCCUAUCCUCUAACAGAAUUGACCAUCGGCUCUGCAUCUGAAUUUGCAAGCAUCAUGCAAAAAGGCGAUCUAGUCAGGCAUAGCGCAGCGACGGACUUCAACGCGCACUCGUCUCGCUCACACGCCGUGGUGCAACUCGUGGUGGAGUCAGUGCCAGCUUCACUCAGUUUGACCAUGUCAAAUGCCUCUGGUGUUGCCAAGAUCCGAACAUUGAAUAUGAUUGACCUCGCAGGGUCUGAAAAGGCAGCUUCGGAUGCUGAAAGGCGGAAAGAAGGGUCAUACAUCAACAAGUCUUUGCUGACACUGGGAACAGUCAUCGCAAGACUUACCAGCGGGAGUCAAGCCUCAUCUGCCCACAUCCCUUUUCGCGAUUCCAAGUUGACGCGUCUACUUCAGCAUGCUCUUUCUGGUUUGAGUCUGGUGAGUAUAUUGGCGACCAUCAACACUGACGUGCGGUACGUCAUGGAGACCACAAAUACGCUCAAGUUCGCCAGUCGUGCCAAGUUUAUCCCUGGCCGUGCCAAAAAGGCCGAGCUGUUUGGAGGUGAUGUCAAUCUGCUCGUGGAGAGCUUGCGUGUUGAGGUUGGCAGUCUCCGAAUUCAACUG